Messenger RNA from Dunckerocampus dactyliophorus (ringed pipefish), 1642 nucleotides. It is a transcript of the gene nenf, whose product is annotated as neudesin neurotrophic factor. The transcript has 4 exons. Gene Ontology annotation, cellular component: membrane; endomembrane system. The coding region runs from base 1156 to 1641 and encodes 161 amino acids. The record is from RefSeq and is a predicted model, not a curated record. NCBI's taxonomy places the organism in Eukaryota, Metazoa, Chordata, Actinopteri, Syngnathiformes, Syngnathidae.
CGAAGAAGAACGCAACAACCAAAACAAGUGUGGAGUAGCGAAGAAUGAGUUAUUUACGUAGAAGCACUAAAUUUAAUAUAUAUACAAGUGAGAGACCAUUUACCAUUGAAAUUUAUGUACGCGUUUCCGGAACUGUAAAUACUGUCGAUUGUUAGUUGCACUCGUCUUUUCUCGCUUAUUAUCAGUAAAAAAGCAGAACAUUACCCAUGAAAUUAUGAAGACUGUAGUAGAGGUAUGUGAACGAAUCCAAAUGUCGACAUUUUCCACACCAUUGUAGUAUCGGUAUUGGAUCGUGACCGGUUCUAAUUUGUUCAGUUCUCUUCAAUGCUUGACAAACAUGAAGCUUUCAGGCUUUCCUUCAAAUUGUGCCAGAGCAGAUUCGGAGCUUUGUGCUUCAGUGAAAGCAACAUUAGGUACAUCUGGUGGAAGAGUGAAGUCAAAGCAACCUAUGUCAUUAAACAGAGGUGUGAAGCACUGGUCGCCAUCAAUAACGCACAAAAACCUAGCCUAUGUUCUCCUUACAAGCUCGCAUUGUUCAUUAGCUUGGUGGUUAUUAUAUACACAAGUUAGCUCCAAAACAACCUGUCAAGCCGACAGCCGACAAUCCGUUUUGAGCCGUCAAUGCGCGCUGAAACUAUGACGCUACCAACGUAAUCGGUCACGUAAUACUUGCAGUGCCAUUCAGACGUCUGCCACAAGCUUGAGAUUUCGGGUUUAUUUUAACAUCUCUAAUGUUUAUUUUCACAAAUACCUUUUGUUGUGUGGCUCCAAUACACUUAUAUAUUCUAAUACAUAAAUGUAUAGUAUAUGUAUCUACUGUUACGUAUAUUUUGGGAACAUUGUGACGUCGCCACAAUAGCUUGCUGCCUUCAGUGGACACAGCAACACUGACCUUAACUGAUCACGGAAAACAGCAACAUUGACCACUACUAAUGGUAGGUCAAUGAAAUUACUUCAAUACACUUUAUAAUGCACCUUCAGAAAUCCAGUCCACAUUUUCCAAUCAAGGCUGCCUCUAUUAAACAUGGAUUUGGGCCGUCCUACACUAGCGGCGACAAUUCCUACUACUCCAAAGGCACCAUUGACCAUAUUUAGAAGCGACAAGGAAGUGAAACGGCGAGUUCAUUUCCGCGUCCAACAAACAAACACUCUACCAUGGCAACAGCCGGAGCUAGCCUGUUCUUGACUGUAUUUAUUAGCCUUGCUUUGGCAGACGACGUCAAGUUAAAAUACAAACCAGCCACCAAGCCUGUGAGAUUAUUCACUGAAGAAGAGCUCAAGCGGUACGACGGAAGCCAGGAGGCAGAACCCAUCUACAUGGCAGUAAAAGGGGUGGUGUUCGAUGUUACCAGAGGAAAAGAGUUUUAUGGCAAAAACGCGGCCUAUAACGCCUUGGUUGGCAAGGACUCCACUCGAGCUGUAGCGAAGAUGUCCCUCGAUCCCGAAGACCUGAAGUCAGAUACUACAGGCCUAACGGAGGAGCAGCUGAAGGCUCUGGACAGCGUCUUUGAAGGCACCUACAAAGCCAAGUAUCCCAUCGUGGGCUACACGGCCGCACGUAUCCUCAACAAGGACGGAAGCCCCAACGAAGACUUCAAACCUGAAGACCAGCCGCACUUUAAGAUCAAAGACGAGUUUUAAC